Molecule: messenger RNA, 1589 nt
Organism: Tachysurus vachellii
Lineage: Eukaryota; Metazoa; Chordata; Actinopteri; Siluriformes; Bagridae
Gene: kcnk12l
Product: potassium channel, subfamily K, member 12 like
Exons: 2
Coding region: 56-1405 (449 amino acids)
Biological process (GO): potassium ion transmembrane transport; stabilization of membrane potential
Cellular component (GO): membrane
Molecular function (GO): potassium ion leak channel activity
Source: RefSeq, a predicted model, not a curated record
CUUUGUGGCUGUGUAUGCUUGUUUGGCCGUGUCAUUUCCUGCUGGUACUUAAGUCAUGCCUCGCAGACCGGAUGUCAGCAGCAGCUGUUGCUUCCCACUGCACUUGAAUGAGGACAAUGCUCGUUUUGGCCUGUUGGCGGUGUUCAUCCUGCUGUACCUGUUCUGUGGGGCACUGGUAUUCUCUGCCCUUGAGCGUCCAUCCGAAAUGCGGGCACACCAGCGCUGGGAGGAACAUCUGGUUAACUUCACCCGGCAGCACAAGCUGAGUGUGCAGAGCCUGAAGGAUUUGCUGAGGCACUAUGAGGAGGCCUUCAUCACGGGUAUCCGGGUGGAUGCUCUGAGACCUCGCUGGGACUUCUCUGGAGCAUUCUACUUUGUCGGUACUGUAGUUUCAACAAUAGGUUUUGGCAUGACCACACCUGUGACGAUAGGGGGAAAAGUGUUUUUAAUAUUCUAUGGACUUAUUGGUUGUGCCGCGACCAUCCUGUUUUUCAACCUCUUCCUGGAGCGCAUCAUCACCAUGUUGGCGUACAUCAUGCGCUGGUGUCACGAGAGGCAACUGCGGCGUGCUGGCAUUGGAGGAGAGGAAGCUCACAGCGAGGAUGACAGUCUAGAAGGCUGGAAGCCCUCUGUCUACUAUGUGAUGCUCAUCCUUGGGGUUGCGGCGCUGCUGAUUGCUUGCUGUGCCUCAGCACUGUACUCGUCUAUGGAAGAUUGGAAUUACUUUGACUCACUGUAUUUCUGCUUUGUGGCCUUCAGCACCAUUGGCUUUGGAGACUUAGUGAGUAGUCAGAGGGAGAGCUACAAGGCACAGGAGGCCUACCGACUGGGGAACUGUCUUUUUAUCCUUAUGGGUGUCUGCUGCAUCUACUCACUUUUUAAUGUCAUUUCCAUCAUCAUAAAGCAGACCCUAAACUGGAUCCUGGCUAAGGUGGACUGCAGCAGGUUGCAGUGUCCCUGCCGAGGACACACCUACAGAAGGCAAGGCUCGGCAUGCUGCUGUUGCUGCCUCCCCAGCCAGCGGCGCAACCAGCACCCCAUGACCGGAAACCCCCGGCAGAGGGCACAGAAGCGUAAUGCUGUACACCCAGCUCCUGCCAAUGAGGCUGCGCGUAAGCAACGCUUCACUAAUGCAUCAGUGGAAACAGUGUGCGAUAGUGAGACUGAUCCUGGCCUUGGCCCAGAUGGAGGUUAUCUCACAGGGCACAGACUCUCAGGAGAAAUGAUCUCUGUCAAUGACUUUAUGGCCAACAAGGUUUCUCUUGCCAUUCUGCAGAAGCAGCUCUCAGAGACCGCCCAUGGAAACCCAAGACAGAGCCAUGUUCGGCAGAACGGCUUUUCUGUUGGAGUGGGAGCCUUCGCCAUCAUGAAUAACCGCCUUCAAGAGACAAGUGUUGACAGAUAAUUUUGUGACAACGGAUCAUAGCAUCUAGCAUCGUCCGGUGCAUUUUCUUGAAUGAGCAGAUUGAUAACAAUGUUGCUCAAUGUUAGAGAAGUGGUUUAGUGUGGAAAUAGAAUUUAGUCCAUUUUAUUUAGCCAAUAUUAAGCCUAUUAAAUGUGUCUGAUGAAGCUCAGCUACUUAUAGUUUA